CUUGUGCGAGAUUCCUGGGACACCAUAUCUGAGAAAUAUACUGCAAGUGAUCUUGGAGGGAUGAUCUAUGAUGGUCUCUUUAAGCUGGCCCCGAGUGCAGCCUCCCUAUUCAACAAGCCACGUGAUUACAUGGCUGUCAAGAUGGGUGAUACACUCGGGAUGCUUGUUUCGUUUGCAGAUGAACCAGACGAUAUGAAGCAACAAGUGGCAUGGCUCGGGCUACGACAUGUUAAUUAUCAUGUGAGGCCUCAUCACAUUCCUUUGAUCGGACCCGUGAUCAUGAAUGCUCUCGCCGACGCUGCUGAGGAUGCCUGGACUGAGGAAGUUGAGAAAUCAUGGGGGACAAUCUUCCGAAUGGUUUGCGAAAACAUGGCAGAG
Guillardia theta CCMP2712 is the source of this 378-nucleotide messenger RNA. RefSeq lists its product as hypothetical. Gene Ontology annotation, molecular function: FAD binding; oxygen binding; heme binding. The record is from RefSeq and is a predicted model, not a curated record. The transcript has a single exon. Gene Ontology annotation, biological process: cellular response to nitrosative stress; nitric oxide catabolic process. The annotation marks the transcript as partial. Gene Ontology annotation, cellular component: intracellular anatomical structure. NCBI's taxonomy places the organism in Eukaryota, Cryptophyceae, Pyrenomonadales, Geminigeraceae.